Messenger RNA from Cyphellophora attinorum, 672 nucleotides. RefSeq lists its product as uncharacterized. The record is from RefSeq and is a predicted model, not a curated record. The transcript is spliced from 2 exons. NCBI's taxonomy places the organism in Eukaryota, Fungi, Ascomycota, Eurotiomycetes, Chaetothyriales, Cyphellophoraceae. Bases 1 to 672 code for a protein of 223 amino acids.
AUGGACGACGGAAUCACGACGCACGCCGAGUCGAUGGCCGAUUUCAAGAAGGUCGCCUCACAUGCGCUAGGAGUUCCGCAUGACAACAAUCUCUCUGUCACGGAGCUCCAGGAAAGAUUCGCUGCUCUCCAUCCUCCUCUUCAGUCUCCCUACGGCAGUCAACCUCCUUCCAUAAGAUCGAUCACGGAUCAGGUGGCCGAAGUCAAGAAGAUUGCGUCGGAGCUGCUAGGAAUUCCCGAUGGCAACUCUCUUUCUUUAGAGGAAUUCCAGGAUGAACUCAAGUUCGCCGCCAUCGAUUCUGCGUUCUCACCGCCGCUGGGCACUUCAGACGAGCAUACACCUCACUUCAAGAAACUCAUUGCAAGACUUGAAGCCUGCCGUGAGGAGAUAGAGGCCUUCCAAAAAAGGACACAAAUAGCAUUCGCAGCAGUCUCGCUCUUCUGGUUGUCUUUGCACGUAUCGAAUAGAGACACAAAGGAGAAGGUCGAAGCGAUGAAGAAGAGGUGCUGCGAGGUUUUCGAUGACUACAUGUGGCCUGGAAGCCAUAAAUUGUACCUGAGAGGUAUGUGCGGCGAGAACGCAGAGAACAAACCCGAGACCGUGGUCGAAAAGGACAAAAUUCCUGAGCAGUCGAGGGACUCCGGCGACACAAGUUCAUCCACACGCCUGUGA